Bemisia tabaci is the source of this 1987-nucleotide messenger RNA. RefSeq lists its product as uncharacterized. The record is from RefSeq and is a predicted model, not a curated record. Lineage: Eukaryota; Metazoa; Arthropoda; Insecta; Hemiptera; Aleyrodidae.
UAUCGAAGAAUUCGUCCAUGCCCUUCACACCUCCCUUGAUGAGAUUACAUUCGGUUUUCAACCACAAAAAAUUACUAGAUCCACCCCACAUUCCAAUUCGUAUUAUAUUUAAUUUAAGAAAGCGAUUAUCCGCCGUUGCCGAUAUCAUCUCGAUUGAGGAGUAUUCGUUCGUACACUCGAGUAUUAUAAUAGACCACUCAACAACUCACAGAUUCUUAUUUACAUUAAGUUAACAAAUCGAUGGAUGAAUCAUUGCGGCAUUAACCGACAGCUCCUUCAAAUCCACGGGCAUAGCUCCUCGAAAUUCGUAAACUUCAUAGUCAACAUUCUACCCAGUUUGAGUCAAACGGUUCUCUCACCGAUCCAGUUUGCUGCCUCCCUAUUUAUAAUUUCCGAGAAAAUUUUAUGGUUUACUUCGCGCAACAUGUUUGAGGCAGUGUGGUUUGUCGUCAUGUUGUGUGCAACGGCCACCGGUUUUGUAGUCGAUCGGACUCUCGAACCGAUGGCCUCCGGUCGCGACGUCGUGGAAACUGUGAUUUAUCGGAUCCAGCGAAGUCGUGUGUUUCCCGACGACAGGGACUUCCUCCGCCGCGUGGCCUACACCGAGAGCAAGUUCGGCGAGGAACCCGCCACCUAUCGCGAGGGCUACAAUGGGGGCAUCUGGCAGUUCGACCGCUUCAAGACGACCCAAUUUGACGCUCAAAGUAACGGCACCACCCCUGAGCUUAGAAGCAUUCACACGGCCAUUAGAGAUACGCUAGGCAUCAACUGGAUGCAGGCGAAGGAGGAAGACAUGCUAAAACCACUCUACUCUGCACUCGCCGCAACCAUUUACAUCGAGUUAACGAGGUUGUCCAGAGGUCCAAUUCCUGACGUCAUCAAAGCCCAAGAUAUGUUUUGGAAGGACUACUACAAUACUAACGGAGGCAAGUACGGGGAUUUCGAGAGGCGGGCCCAAGAACUCCUCGAAAAAGACAUGCGCGCAUCCGGCGGGAAGAUAGACGUCAUGAUGGUCGUCGACGGAAGCGCGAGUAUAGGCCAGCACGCUUUCCAGACAGCACUGGAUUCCUUGGCACGCCUGGUGACCUUAUUCGACCUUCAGGAGGCAAACGUCGGUAUGGUCACCUACUCGAACACAGUGACCAGUCUGAUUCCGCUGGUGAACAAUUUCACCACGGCCAGACUUCAGGAGGCUAUUCGAGGUACGCUGUAUCCGGAUGCAGGGACGAAUACUUACAUCGGUAUGAUGGCAGCUGUCGAUGAAUUUAAAAAAUUGCCAGAGAAUCGAGGAGAGAGAGGUGUUCCAAGACUUCUGGUCGUCUUAACCGAUGGAAAUCACUUGACAGGACCCAAACCAGGAAUUGCGGCUCAGAAGGCUGCCAAAGCAGGUAUCAUACCAUGUGCUUUCGGAAUCGGCAAUGAUAUUGACGACUCGGAGCUACUCGAAAUUGCGAAUAAUAUAUCCGAUUACAAGUUCAGGACAGAAUCAUACUACUCGUUGCAACAGCAGAUAGUUCUCAUCGCUCGGUGGGUGAAGACCCUUCCGCAGACGCUCAAGAUGGGAUUUGAAACGAGCGACACGCUCAAGGAAGCUAACGAGAAGAGGCACUAUCAAUUGGAGGUACCAGAGAACGGUACAACGAUCAGACUGGUCAACGAAAGGGGUGAAUCUCGUGGCUACUGGACUUACGCCGACGAGCGACCGUCCAGCGCACUCUAUGAUGGGACCAUAUACGGAGGAGAGACGUUUAUUCCACCACCGCAACCUGCUCCCGGAAAUAGGAGCGACACUGUGAAAACAGCCUCGAUGAGUGAUUUGAAAAUUGCGAUAGAGAGCUUUGAGGCAAACAGCAGGCUGAGGGUGUGGAUUCUUGAGGGAGAUGCCACCGAAUCCGCGGCUGUCAAACUUGACUUUGCAUGUUUUGUGCAUGUCGCUGUCUAUAUUUUCGCUGCUGUUCUUUUGAAAUAAAUGAUCCUUGUAAUGCAA